AUGCCUUUUGUCUCCAACUCCCCAGAGUGGUUCUCGACAGCCCAAGGACUGUGGGUUUACGAUCUCGCAGGAUGUAUGGCUGUCUCUGACCCGUUGUUAAAGUCACUGAUUUACCUCUUCGUUAGUCGCAGCUGCAGCAGCCGUAUGCUACGACUAUGUCUAGGCGUUCACCGCCUCGUGACCUCUGGUAGUCCUCCUCCUUGGACAAGAAGUGAGGUAGACCUUGUUUGGUACAUCCUUUGUUUACUCAAUUACUCCGUAAAUAAUUUCGGCCGAACCAGAUGCCUUCAAGUGUUUAUUGCCCAGAACUGGAUGGAGUUCGUGUUUACGUUGGCUAUGGACGCAAUCAUGAUCCUACGCAUUUAUGCAUUGUUUCAUCGUUCAAAGAAAGUGCUCGUAUUCCUGGUAUACUAUGUCAUGGGACCUGGAAGCGGUAUCGAAGGAUUAAUCUUUAUCCUGUUCAACACGAAAAAUUGUCAGCUUAAUUACAACGAUAUUCUGUACGGAUACACCUCGGUCUCAGGUGUCAUAUUCGAGAUCAUCCUCCUUCUUUUCGUUGUGAAGUGUUUCUUCAUGCAUGUUAAGGAGCUGCGGGCACGAUCGCAUACUUGGGGAGCCUAUGAAUGUUUAGCACUGCUGAUUAGGGAUAACGUGUUGUACUUUGUCCUGUACGUGGUAGCAGGUGUGCUACGAACUGGUCUUCUCGCGAACUUCACCAAUGUCGAAGGAGGCUGGGUCUUCUCUUGCAUCGAAACCAUCAUCAUAACUUUGCAACAGUAUCUUUUCUCGCCUCGCCUCGUCCUAGCUUAUCGACAGUACCACGCUGAUAUUUCACGUCGUCAUGAGCGUGGAGGUAUCGAGUUGUCACAGAUGAGCAAUGGCACUAGGCUGAACACCAUAGUAUUUGAACCGGCAUCCAUAACCUCACGUACGGUGGGAUCGGAUGUAUAG
Messenger RNA from Coniophora puteana RWD-64-598 SS2, 951 nucleotides. RefSeq lists its product as uncharacterized. Bases 1 to 951 code for a protein of 316 amino acids. The record is from RefSeq and is a predicted model, not a curated record. Lineage: Eukaryota; Fungi; Basidiomycota; Agaricomycetes; Boletales; Coniophoraceae. The transcript has 11 exons.